Messenger RNA from Ilex paraguariensis (yerba mate), 1402 nucleotides. The record is from the annotation of a GenBank genome assembly. Lineage: Eukaryota; Viridiplantae; Streptophyta; Magnoliopsida; Aquifoliales; Aquifoliaceae.
AUUUGUCGAUGUGCUCGUGAUUGCCAUUGCGGAAACGAGCGACAUAGGGUUAAAAUACUCACCACAGCCACUUUUCCAGCACCGAUCGACAAUUCGCGACAGUAAUCACCACAUCUAUAUAUUCCCUAACAUUCUUGAAACAAUAAUUAACAAUCAGAGUGAGAAGAGAGGAACGGGCCACUGCCAUUACCCUUUUCUGGGUUUUAUCACUCUAUCGAUUGAAUCAAGGCCGUGUGUUUCAGUACAACCACAAAAAUAUAAUUUUUCCUUUCUUCUUUAACUCCAUUAUGUGUUUCUUGUAGCAGUUUGAUUCUUUUCUUGUGGGAGACCAAAAUCCUAUUACGGUUCAAACAGAGUUGGUUCCGUUGAUCGAAUCAAAAAAUCAGAAAAAGAAAUGUUCUACUUGAGUGAAAUGGAGCACACAAUCCGAUUGCCACCUCAUUUUCUCCAUCUUCCUCUCAAAGAAGCAAUUAAGGAACAGCUUGAGGGACUUUUUUUAGAUAAGGUUAUAUCAAAGUUGGGGCUUUGUUUAUCUGUUUAUGAUAUUCAAUCCAUUGAUGGUGGCUUCAUCUUUCCCGGAGAAGGUUCUCCCACCUAUACGGUAAGGUUUAGGAUGAUAAUGUUUCGUCCAUUUGUAGGGGAGGUUAUAGGUGCAAAACUUAAAGAGUCUGGUUCAAAUGGUGUACGCUUGUCUCUUGGAUUUUUUGAUGACAUCUAUGUUCCCAUCGAUCUAAUGCCAAAACCAUCCCAUUGUGAACCUGACCCAGAAAACAAAAACCAAGUCAGGUGGAUAUGGGAGUUUAAUGGUGAUAAUUAUCCUAUCGAUGGGAUUGACGAGGUUCCGAGUGCUCAGUGUAAAUUAUCCUUCAGUACCUGUUGAGCAAGAAAAAGAAACAAAACCGUUUGCGCCUAUGGUGGUCACCGGAUCACUUGAUGCUGAUGGUUUGGGCCCCAUUUCCUGGUGGGUAUAGUGAAGCUGUUUUGAAAUAUUUAGAAUGAUCCUGUUCCCUAGAAAGCAACGAAGCUGAUGCCAAUUCAUCUUGCAAGCUGACAUUGUCCCUGCUCACGUCAAAGAUAUAUAAGUAGGGUUGUUGAGUUGAAGAUGCAGUGUUGAUUUAUUUCUCAUUUUUUUUGGUUAAUCAGAGGUGGUAGGAAGAAACUGUACUUUUUUAGAUAAUUAAUUAUAGGAAGAAACUAAGUAUCUUUUCCCCCCUCUCUAGUUUUUUGUUUACCCGCAUCUUUUAGCAAAGUGAAGGGUUUAGGUUUCAAUAGAUGGGCAGAAGAUGGCCGGGAGUCAGGACAGCAUAUUCUGUUUUUUGUUUUCUUUUUGAUGAAGUAUAUACCUACGUAACUAUAUAUAAAUAUGUUCACUUGAAAUCCAUUGUUGAGCAUCAUUGUUGAC